Messenger RNA from Bactrocera oleae (olive fruit fly), 2452 nucleotides. It is a transcript of the gene Cdc45, whose product is annotated as cell division cycle protein 45. NCBI's taxonomy places the organism in Eukaryota, Metazoa, Arthropoda, Insecta, Diptera, Tephritidae. Gene Ontology annotation, molecular function: single-stranded DNA binding; DNA replication origin binding; chromatin binding. The record is from RefSeq and is a predicted model, not a curated record. Gene Ontology annotation, biological process: DNA replication initiation; double-strand break repair via break-induced replication; mitotic DNA replication preinitiation complex assembly. Gene Ontology annotation, cellular component: DNA replication preinitiation complex.
AAGCAACUCUGUUUAAAUCAUCUUUCAUAUUGAACAUACCGCACGAAUCAAAGUUUCCCGCUUUUUAAAACAACAUGGGAAAGUGAACAGGACGAUCUUUUGAGAUUUUGCAAAUUUUAUUUCUCUGCUGAAAGAACGAUUUCUAAAAAAAAAUCGAAUAGGAUUACAUUACUAACAACAGAUCAUCGCUUCAUUGAAAGAAAAAAAAAUCAAAAUAUAAGCAUUUAUUAACGUUAAACGGUCAAUAAUUAUGUAGUGCUCGAAGUGUUGUUGAUCGCGAGCAGCUGUCGGGCACAGCAUAUUUAAAUAGACAAAUACGAAAGAAAUUACUUAGUGUAUACGAAGAAAAAAAAAUUUGCAAUGUUUAUACAAGAUCUCAGACAGGAUUUCUACAAUCGACUAGUGGGCAAACGCCUGCUUAUAAUUGUCAAUUAUGAUAUCGACGCUAUAUGUGCUAGUAAGAUUUUGCAGUCCCUCUUCAAAUAUGACCACAUGCUAUAUUCGGUGGUACCAAUUAUGGGUUUGGCCGGUUUGCAACGCGCUUACAACGAACAUCAGGGUGAUGUAAAAUACGUGCUGCUAGUCAAUUGUGGCGGUUGUGUAGACAUUGUAGAAUUGCUGCAACCCGAAGAGAAUGUAACGUUUUUUAUCUGCGAUGCGCAUCGGCCGUUAGAUGUGUGUAACAUUUAUAGUGACCGACAGGUGUGCAUAUUAGGUGAUCCUGCGCUGGAAGAGAAUAUUCCCACAUUUGAAUCCAUAUUCUGUGAAUCAGAAGAUGAAGACAGUGACAAUGAGGGCGAUGAUGAUGCUGGCCAUGAUAGCGGUGCGGGCGGUUCUGAUGAAGAAGAUAGUGAAAAAGUUGAUCGACCACCCGCACAAAAGCUGAGUCGCCUCGAACGUCACGAGCAGCAUAUUAUAAAGCAACGUCAACGUCGUACAUGGGAAAACGAACGUGAUCGGAUAAUGUUCGAAUAUACACAAUACAGCUUUUAUGGGCGUUCGACAGCGUUAAAUAUAUUUGAAUUGGCUUGGAAACUGUCCAAGGAUAAUAUGGAUUUAUUGUGGUGGGCCAUUGUAGGUCUAACAGAGCAAUUGAUUUUGGGCAAAAUAGAGAGCAGCGCUUAUACGCUGGAAAUUGAAAAUGUGCAGUCGCAUGUAUCGCGUUUAACAAAUAAAACUAACGAUCAGAGCAAUAUGAGCGCCUCGAAGAUAAAUUUUGAAAAUGACUUGCAUUUAGUGUUGUACCGACACUGGAGUGUGGUGGAGUCAAUGCGUUACUCUAUGUAUUGUGCGUGCAAAUUGCGUUUAUGGACUUUGCGCGGCGAGAAGCGUCUGCAUGAGCUGCUGGUCGAAAUGGGUUUGCCAUUAGUGCAAGCGAGACAGAUGUUUAGCGCAAUGGAUUUGGUGUUGCGUCAGGAGUUCUAUAAAAUGUUGGAAAAACUGGCGGAAAAAUAUAAGAUUCCGAAUAUAGUAUAUGGUUCAUUUACGCUGAACUAUGGCUAUAGGAAUCGCUAUUCGGCGGCCGAUUAUGUCUAUGGCAUGCUAGCCAUUUUGGAAUCAGUGAAAAAGGAUAAAACACCAGAGGAUUGUUUUUUGGAAGCGUUGGAUAGCUUAUCGCGCAGCCAUCGUGACAUUAUGUUGCAAGGCAUUGAAAAUGCCAAGCUCUUACUAUCGUCCAUAUUCAAACAAGUACAAAGCAGCUUGGAAGCGCAUCAAGUGCUCUCUACAGGCACAUUCUUCUACUACAUUUUAAACGAGGAAAAUACAUAUUUCUCCUAUCCGUACGGUUUGACUUUGCUGGCAAAGUUUAUGUUAAACGGUCACGUAGCGGUGUCACGCAGUCGGCAAGCGCCGGAAUUGCCGUUAAUCGCCAGUUGUCCGGUAGACUUGGAACGCGGCCUCUGCCUCUUGGUGGGUAUACCACCGGUGCGUGAAGAUUCACCGAAAAAUUUCUUUGGCAAAGCGUUCGAACAGGCAGCUGGCAAGUGUAAUGCAGUUAUUUUACAGGAUUUCUUCGAGAGCUCGUUAAUACAAAUAAGACAAAAUGAUAUGGCGAAAUUUUUAGAUGCGCUCACUGUGCUUUUGGCUUAGUAAAAGUUGACUUUUAAGUUUAGUUUAUAAGCAGUUAAGUAAAUUAAAAUUUUAGACACGUUUUAUUUAUAAGAAAUGUAAUCAAUAUUUAACCGUUAUAUGACCUGAUAAGAUUGUUAAUAUUAGAUUUCUAGUUAUAUUUGUAAACACUAGCACAACAAUGACUUUGUAAUUUGUCAAUGCCGUUAUACGUAUUUAUGUUUUGUUUAGCAUUUCUCUCGACGCAAAAGAACGCAAAAUGCAUUGCAACAAAAAAUAGUGAGAAUAAGUUUUAUAUGCAAACCAUUAGAAAAACGUGCAUUAAAAUAAUAGCAAAAUAAAAUGCUGCAAACAGUUCAGCUUAAAAUAGAAACAAAACGAA